AAAUCGAAUGUGCUAACGAAUCUGAAAAUUCUCUCUGCUUUCUUCAUAUAACGUCUGCCUUAUCAAAAUUCUAUUUACCACAUAAAUCAUUAGAUCAACUGUUAGAUCAACCGUUAUAUCAACCGUUAUAUCAUAUAACACCUAUCAUAUUAGCUGUUAGAUUAGCGGUUAGAACAACCGUUAGAUCAACUAUUAAAUCAACUAUUAGAUCUUAA
Racocetra persica is the source of this 215-nucleotide messenger RNA. Lineage: Eukaryota; Fungi; Glomeromycota; Glomeromycetes; Diversisporales; Gigasporaceae. The record is from the annotation of a GenBank genome assembly.